This is a messenger RNA of Larimichthys crocea (large yellow croaker), 1826 nucleotides long. RefSeq names its product zinc finger BED domain-containing protein 1-like. The record is from RefSeq and is a predicted model, not a curated record. The transcript has 2 exons. Gene Ontology annotation, molecular function: protein dimerization activity. Bases 96 to 1121 code for a protein of 341 amino acids. NCBI's taxonomy places the organism in Eukaryota, Metazoa, Chordata, Actinopteri, Sciaenidae.
UGAGGCCCCAGUCGGUGCUGUCCAUUACCACAGACAAUGCGGCUAAUUAUAUUAACGCUGUCGAGAGGCACCUGCAAGUAGCCAAUGUACCAUGCAUGGCCCACACUAUUAACUUGGCUGUGAGGAAAGGGCUAACAGUGCGAGCUAUCGAAAGCCCUAUCAACAGACUGAAGGCCACAGCACUGCAUUUCAACAAGUCAACCACGGACAGCUACCUGUUGGAAUCUAAACAGAGGCUGCUCGGAGUGAAACCUGCUAAGCUGAUCAAUGAUUGUGCCACCCGUUGGAACAGCACUUACGACAUGGUGUGUCGGGCAGCGGAUCAGCAAGCUCCGGUGGCAGCUGUCAUCAUGGAGAAAAAACUCGGUCAUCUUGAGUUGAACACCAACGAGUGGAGCCUCAUGGAGCAGGUGAGCUCAUUGCUACAGCCUUUUAAAGUGGCCACGGAGGCAUUAUCAACUGACCGAUUUCCAACCGCAUCAGCCGUUCUCCCCCUUAAGUACGUGCUUAUGUCACAUCUUCAGCCAUCUACCGGUGAUCCUCAAGCACUCAAUGACAUGAAAACUAAGAUCUCCGCCGACCUCGAGAAGCGCUACAGUCAUACCAAAGAUGCGUUCAUGCUUCUCAAUUCUGCUAGUUACCUCGACCCCCGGUUCCAUCGACUGAUUCAUCUGACCGGAGAACAACAGCAGGAGGUGCGCGAUAAAGUACAUAGAGAGAUGAGGUUGAUUGCGGAGGAUGAAGAGCACGCGGAGAAUGAAGAGGGAGCAGGGGAUGGAACCCCUCUGGGUGCUAUGGGGUCCCUUUUGGGGAAUGUUUAUCGCCAGUUUGCUGGUCCAGGUGGUACUUUGGACAGUGGACUUGUGCUACAGCAAGAGAUGCGCAUGUACGAUGCUGAGACACCAAUACCUAGCGACAGCAACCCAUUGUCGUGGUGGAAGACGUCAGGAACCAAGUACCCUCACCUCGCCCGGCUGGCACGGCGCUACUUGAGCAUCCCGGGCACCUCAGUUAGAGCAGAAAGGGUUUUUUCCACUGCUGGCAUGAUAGUAAAUAAAAAACGCUCUGCACUAGACCCAGCAAACGUGGAUCGCCUGGUGUUUUUGGCUAACAACCUUUAGAAAUAGGCCUAAUAAAAAGAUGUGGCGUGUUAGAAAUGUAGGAAUGCCUGACUGUUAUCGGCCCACUGCCGCCAUAAGCACUUUCACUUUUGUAUGUAACGUGCGCAAUUUGAGUUAUUUUUGAAUUUGCAAAGUUGGUUAUUUUUGUAUGCACUUGAGUGCGCAAUUUGAGUUGUAGUUAUGUACGAUUUUAGUUAUGUUUAUGAGGCACUUUCAGUUUUGCCUGUGGGCAAUUUCAGUUAUUUUCGUAGGCUAUGUGACGCACUUUGAGUAAUGAGUUGAAUUUAAUAGUUAAUAGUUGAUAUAUUACUUCUGUGUAAACAUAAAGGUGAACCACAUAACCUAUCCAUUCUUUUGACACCAGAGCAUUUUGGUAUUAAAAAAAAACAAAAAAACAAAAAAAAAAACAGAAGCAUUUUUUUAAAGGACCAGGUUUCUCCAGCAGCCUUGACGCGGCUCAGUGUUGUACUCAGAGUUGAAUUAAAAUUCAGAAUUGAACUUUUCCUUUUCUGCCUGAUCUUUAUUAUUUACUUACAACAAACAUCUCUUGACUUCUGGUAUAGAAUGUUUACUGAUUACAUCGGAACGCCCUCUACUGGCCAAAAGUAUAAUAACUCCAUGCCCUACAAGGUAACCUAUAGUAAUGCAUAAAUAGGCUAUAUUUUAACAUAAAAAAUUCGAAUAUUAUUCGAAUUAAAAAAAAAA